ACAUGGCAGACUCCAGUGCCACGCAAGACCGGCAGACAGCAGCUCGAAAUCAGACAGUUGUAGUAUGUCUGGUGGGCUUUUUGGAUUUAUUUGGAGUGAGUAUGAUCAUGCCCCUCAUUCAGACUCAUGCUAAACAUUUGGGGGCCUCCCCGGCUGUGGCUGGACUAGUAGGCUCUGUGUAUGGCUUCCUUCAGCUCUUCUCCAGCCCUAUUAUGGGUAAAUGCAGUGACUUGGUGGGUCACAGACUGGCCUUGAUGGUGAGCCUGGCUUUGUCUGGCGGAGGCUACAUAUUGCUGGGCCUGUCCACCUCCAUUGUCUGCUUAGCGCUGGCAAGGAUACCCUCAGGUCUUUUCAAGCACAGCCAGACAAUCUCCAAAGCAUACCUUGCUGAGGUUAUCCCCCCUGAAAAACGAGCCUUAGUUUACGGACGGUUCAAUGCAUUUUCCAGUAUUGGUUUUAUUGUUGGGCCUACCGUAGGCGGGCAUUUGGCAGAGGUGUCAUCAUCUGGGUUUUUUUGGGUGGGACUACUUGCAGGCUCAGUCUUUCUUACAUCAAGUGUGCUUGUCUACAUGUACCUUGUUAUUCCCGUGACCAAACGUCUACCUUUGAAGGAUUCGUCUACUUCCAACAGUUUCGAAGAUGACUCUGUUAAACUAGGCAAGCCAAAAUGUCAGACAUUAAGUAUCAUCCAGAUUUUCCAGUCAUUUGAAAACGUGAUCAGGCCAGAUCUGUGGAGUAUAUUUCUGACCAGAUUUCUGGUGGGAUUUUCUUUUUUACUUCUGAGAACAAAUUACACUCGAUUGUUGAUUGAGAAUUUUAACACAUCUCCCAGAACCAAUGGCUAUGUGAUAUCUGUGUCAAGUAUUAUGGGGACGAUCUCCGGAUUUUAUGUGGGGCAAAUUUCACAUUUCUGCGGUGGCGAUGCCAAGUCAAUACUUCCCAUGACAGUUCUGUUGUUUGUUGGAGUAUGUGGCUUGAUGAGUGCCCCAAACCUUGUUGUAUUCUCAGUGUUCCAGGCUCCGCUAAGUGUAUGCUCAGCAGUCCUGCGCGUGGCCUUUCUAAGUGUCAUGCUACAGCGUGUCCGCCCUGCUGAUACAGGGAUACUAAUGGGACUACUCCAAAGUUUUACAUCCAUCUCGAGGACUGUAACCCCUUUGUUAUCAGGCCUUCUCUUAGAAAUCAAUCCACAGGGACCUAUUUUGGGCAGUGCUAUAAUAAAUCUUGCUGCAAUCAUGAGUCUGAUUCUUACCAAUAAGCAGUAAGGGACCAGCACACAGUUGUAUGGGUACACAUGUACCUGCAUAUGUAUGACUGUUAAUAUGUUUUGUGCUGUAUGUUCUGUUCAAGACCACUUCUCUUGUCAUCCAAGUACAUCAGUCCAGAAACAGAAUUAGACCACAAGUGUUCAAGUGAUGCAUGCUGGGUGUUCAAGUGAUGCAUGCUGGGUGUUCAAGUGAUGCAUGCCGGGUGUUCAAGUGAUGCAUACCAGGCAUGUACCAACUUCCAUUUAAAAACGGGCUGCUUUAUUCAUUGGAAAUUGAAUUUGUAUCUUUCUGUC
Molecule: messenger RNA, 1558 nt
Organism: Liolophura sinensis
Lineage: Eukaryota; Metazoa; Mollusca; Polyplacophora; Chitonida; Chitonidae
Product: major facilitator superfamily domain-containing protein 9-like
Exons: 6
Coding region: 3-1262 (419 amino acids)
Biological process (GO): transmembrane transport
Cellular component (GO): nuclear envelope
Molecular function (GO): transmembrane transporter activity
Source: RefSeq, a predicted model, not a curated record